Molecule: messenger RNA, 1920 nt
Organism: Anguilla anguilla (European eel)
Lineage: Eukaryota; Metazoa; Chordata; Actinopteri; Anguilliformes; Anguillidae
Product: sodium-dependent lysophosphatidylcholine symporter 1-B-like
Exons: 14
Coding region: 281-1864 (527 amino acids)
Biological process (GO): carbohydrate transport
Cellular component (GO): membrane
Molecular function (GO): lysophospholipid:sodium symporter activity
Source: RefSeq, a predicted model, not a curated record
CGCGUAGCGCCGAAAGGGGUUGACACGGGCGGGAGUAGCCUACGUGGGGUGAUGAGAAAAUUAAAUUCAAAAGGGGAGGACACGUCACACCGCUAAUGUCUGACAGAUUCGCAAUUACAGAUCCGUCCUUAGCCAGUCUUCAAAUAGAGUUCCGAACGCGCGGGACUCUGACAGCCGCUCCUGAUCACGACGGCAUCACACGAGCGUAGCCUAUUAUUGACAGAAAUCACAUUAAGUGCAACUGUCAUUGACCGUUUUAGAUUUUAAAUUCGGGAACAAUAUGGCAAAAGGGGAGGGAGCCGAACAGUAUUCCGCUACAAGUUUACUACAAAAUAAACCAAGCAGUCAAGCUGAGACGAAAUCAUCUGAAAAGCGGCGGGACCGGAGGAAGCAUCUCUCCGUGUGCAAUAAGCUGUGCUACGCUAUCGGCGGCGCUCCCUACCAGAUCACUGGCAGCGCGCUGGGCUUCUUCCUCCAGAUCUACCUGCUGGACGUGGCUCAGUUGGACCCAUUCUACGCCUCCAUCAUCCUGUUUGUAGGACGGGCGUGGGAUGCUGUGACCGACCCAACUGUGGGGUUCCUCGUCAGCCGUACCCCCUGGACACGAUGGGGGAGGAUGAUGCCUUGGAUAGUUCUGUCCACCCCCCUGGCGGUGCUGUGUUACGUGCUGGUCUGGUACGUGCCCCCCUUCCAGCAGGGGAAGGCCGUCUGGUACCUCGUCUUCUGCUGCUUGUUCCAGUCCCUGCAGACGUGCUUCCACGUGCCCUACUCUGCCCUGACCAUGUUCAUCAGCUCUGAACAGAGAGAGCGAGAUUCGGCCACAGCCUACCGUAUGACAGUCGAGGUUUUGGGCACAGUGCUUGGGACCGCGAUUCAGGGACAGAUUGUGGGCGGGGCUGGUUCCUCCUGUAUCCCGGGAGAUUUGCAUGCAGUGGGCGGGGCCAAUUCAACUCUGGCGCCGCUCGAACCCAAGGCCAACAACUCCCAGGUGUCUCUGCACGAAACGAAACAGGCCUAUCUGAUCGCGUCCGGGGUGAUUUGCGCGGUCUACGUCCUGUGCGCCCUCAUUUUGGUCCUGGGAGUCAAGGAGAGAAAAGGUUCAGCGCCGCUGAAGGUGGGGCAGUCCAUGUCGUUCUGCGAGGGCCUGCGGCUGGUGUUAGGCCACGCCCCCUAUGCUCGGCUGGUCAUGGGCUUCCUCUUCACUUCGCUGGCCUUCACCAUGUUGGAGGGGAACUUGGCCCUGUUCUGCACCUACACUCUGGGCUUGAGAAAUGACUUCCAGAACAUUCUACUGCUCAUUAUGCUGUCCGCGACCCUGACCAUCCCCUUCUGGCAGUGGUUCCUGACCCGAUUCGGCAAGAAGACCACCGUUUACGUCGGAAUCUCGUGGGCAGUCCCCUUCAUGAUCGUGCUGUUUUGUAUGAAUGGUAACCUGAUAGUAGCCUAUGUGGCAGCCAUCGGUUCCGGUGCCAGUGUGGCAGCUGCUUUCUUCCUGCCCUGGUCGAUGCUCCCGGACGUUGUGGACGAUUUUAAGCUGAAGAACCCUGACUCCAAUGGCCAUGAGGCCAUCUUCUACUCCUUCUACGUCUUCUUCACCAAGUUCGCUUCCGGGGUGUCCUUGGGAAUCUCCACCCUUAGCCUGGAUUUUGCGGGGUAUGUCACUCGCGGAUGCUCGCAGCCUGAGGCGGUGGAUUUAACCCUGCGGAUGCUGGUUUCUCCCGUGCCCAUCGCUCUGAUCGUCAUAGGGCUCCUCAUAUUCAGGACGUAUCCCAUCGACGAGGCGGCGCGUCAGGGCAACCGCAAACUGCUGCAGGAGCUGAGUCACAGAGAGGACAUGGAGGCAUCAUCAGACUCCAGUUUGUGAGGAACCGGGAACACAACAUGGAGGGGGGGAGGGAGUGUUUUUUUUUUUGGGGGGGG